Molecule: messenger RNA, 1035 nt
Organism: Salvia miltiorrhiza (redroot sage)
Lineage: Eukaryota; Viridiplantae; Streptophyta; Magnoliopsida; Lamiales; Lamiaceae
Exons: 1
Coding region: 1-1035 (344 amino acids)
Source: RefSeq, a predicted model, not a curated record
AUGGCGAAAACCAAAGGUGAAACUGGUUCCGGAAGCACUCAAGUCCCGGCGAAGAAGAAGGCUGCCAAGUCCCGACCUCCGACUAAACGGACCACCAGACGAACCGCAUCCGAUGAAACAUUUACCAAAGCUACAGAAGAUCCGGUCGCGGUCAGUCAGGCGGAGGAGAUAGGGCCAGAAGACGUUCAUGUGGAAGAGGGGCGUGAGGCAAAAAAAGAGGCGGCGGAGGAAAUGGGCGAGAAAUCGGAAAAGGCCAUCGAGAAAGAACAAGUCGCACCUACCCCACCAGUGAAAAAGCCUAGGAAAGCUCUGAAGAAGGCAACUCCCGCUCGAACUGCCAAAGAGCGGGAACCCACUCCGAUUCCCCCUGAACCACAGGCGCCAUCUCUCGAAGAAGGGAAGACGGCAACGGCAUCCGAAGAUGGAGAAGAAGAAGGAGAGGAGGCCACGAAAGAGAUUGAGAUGGAGACCUCCACCCCUCAGAGCAAGGUGGCGAGAGUUGGAGCAAAAAGGAAGUUGGACGUCACCAAGCCCCCUCUGCCCACGAAGACCAGACCGGCGGCGGCCGGAAGUAAGACGAAGGGUAAGGAGGUCCAGAGCAGAACUAGGAGAGCAACCCCUGCUGAGAAAGGAAAGAGCAAGCAAGCCGAGGAAGAUCCAGAGAGAACUGAGACCGUGGAUAGCUCCAAGUCUGAGGAGGUUUUGGCGCCAAAGAAACCUACCUCCAGUACAGCCACUACUGCAAAGCCGAAACUUGCAAAGCAAAAGGGGCUGAUACGCACCACUGCUUCAGGAGUGGUCAUACCGAGAGACAGCCAGAGGUAUGCCGUCCUACAAAACAGAGAAAUUACCCCUUGGUAUUUCCUGGUUACUGAAGCUUUGGAGGAUUUGGGGAUCAAGGAGAAAGUAGAGGGUUAUUUUGAGGGGAUUGGUUGGAAGAAAGUACUGGAGUGGAACCCUAAAGCAUACCAGAAGUUAAUGGAGGAGUUCAUGGGAACUGUCGAGUUCAAGCCCAAAAGGAAACUACACAAUUGA